UGCAUAUAACUAUAUAAGAGUUCUUUGUCCGAAUUGAACAACCACAAAAAUAUGGAGAUGAUAAGCUUAGCAAGACCCCUAUUGCUCAUAGGAGCCAUAUCCGUGCUUCUGUUACAGGUUGUAGCAGUGAAGACUGUAACACAGACUGAAGUAGAUCCCAAGAUCCUUCAGGAUAAUAUCGUUAAAACUGUCAAUGAAAAUACAAAAGCAGGAUGGAAAGCUGACAUGAAUCCUUGGCUCUCAAACUUUACUGUAAGCCAAUUUAAGCACCUUCUUGGUGCUAAGAAGGCACCAAAGACUUUAUUGAAUGGCAUUCCUGUUAUUACUCAUACAAAAGAUACAAAAUUGCCCAAAAGUUUUGAUGCACGGACAGCUUGGUCUCAGUGUAUCACCAUUGGACAAAUUCUUGAUCAGGGGCAUUGUGGUUCUUGUUGGGCCUUCGGUGCAGUUGAGUCAUUAACCGACCGUUUCUGCAUUAAAUUUGGGACGAAUGUCACUCUAUCUGUCAAUGACCUCUUAGCGUGCUGUGGUUCUUUGUGUGGUGAUGGAUGUGAUGGUGGUUAUCCUAUAUCAGCAUGGCAAUACUUGGUGCGAAGUGGUGUUGUUACUUCAACGUGUGACCCUUACUUUGACCAAACUGGAUGUUCUCACCCUGGUUGUGAACCAGCAUAUCCCACUCCCAAAUGCCAGAAGGAAUGUGUGAAGGGGAAUCUUCUUUGGUCGGAGUCCAAACAUUUCAGUGUUAAUGCAUAUACAGUUAGUUCUGAUCCAUACAGUAUCAUGGCUGAAAUUUAUAGUAAUGGACCUGUUGAGGUCUCCUUUACUGUCUAUGAGGACUUUGCACAUUACAAAUCCGGAGUCUACAAACAUGUGACAGGCGAAGAAAUGGGAGGGCAUGCUGUUAAGCUCAUAGGAUGGGGAACUUCCGAUGAUGGAGAAGACUAUUGGCUCCUUGCCAAUCAGUGGAAUAGAAGUUGGGGUGAUGAUGGGUAUUUCAAGAUCACCCGAGGAACAAAUGAGUGUGGGAUCGAAGAAGAUGUAACCGCGGGAUUGCCUUCUUCCAAGAACUUGGGGAUAAAAUCCAUUCCUGGGGAUGCUUCUUUUGUUGCCUCAGUUUAAUGAUUAAGGGUGGUCCUUCCCAAAACUCCCCCAUAACACCUGCUGCCUUGUUAUAUAACACAACCCGCCCCCCGCCUUCCAACUUUUGCCAAAUGGUCUCAGAUGUGCUGGCUAUAUUUCUGGCAGAAGUAAAAAAUGUUGUGACAAUUUGCCUUUCGUUUUUGUGAAAGACUUGGUAUGGUCUCAGAUGUGCUGGCUAUAUUUCUGGCAGAAGUAAAAAAUGUUGUGACAAUUUGCCUUUCGUUUUUGUGAAAGACUUGGUAUACUUUAAAAAUGUCCUGUUCUGUGAAUUCGGUCUGGAUAUACUUCUAAACGCGUAUACAUGUACUUUAUGUACUUCUACCAGGCUACCAAAUAAAGUGACAAGUCUAAAAUAAAGUCUUCUCAUACAUGGGACUAUUCUGAUUCAAUAAUAUCGUAUAUUCUUG
Molecule: messenger RNA, 1547 nt
Organism: Cuscuta europaea
Lineage: Eukaryota; Viridiplantae; Streptophyta; Magnoliopsida; Solanales; Convolvulaceae
Source: the annotation of a GenBank genome assembly